UGAACUUAAAAUUGUCCACGGGAGCCCUCGUCACUCCCAGUCACAAGGGAGUGUCGAGCGAGCGAAUCAAGAUAUCCAGGAUAUGCUGUCGGCCUGGAUGCUGACUUAUCGGACCAAGCAGUGGAGCAAGGGGCUGAAGUACGUGGCAAGCCAGAAGAACAGUGCUUUACACCAGGGCACUGGCAGGUCACCCUAUGAGGCCGUGUUCGGCACCCCAAUGAAGGUGGGGAUAAGCAGCAGCCUGCCAAGUGCCCUGGUCCCUUACCUCACGACAGAGGAGGAGCUGCUCGAGUUCCUGGAGGGCAUCGGGAGGGAGCCUUCAACGCCGCCGCGCGCCUCUCCGACUCGGCAAGGUAAACUAGUCAAUUAAUUUCCUACUGACUAUACGGACCUACCAGGGCUCCAUAUUUGUGGUCUUUGUUGUAGAACCAAGCCCCAACAGCAGCCCCCGUCGUGUACCCCUUUUUCCGCC
Messenger RNA from Frankliniella occidentalis (western flower thrips), 472 nucleotides. RefSeq names its product KRAB-A domain-containing protein 2-like. Gene Ontology annotation, molecular function: nucleic acid binding. NCBI's taxonomy places the organism in Eukaryota, Metazoa, Arthropoda, Insecta, Thysanoptera, Thripidae. Bases 83 to 370 code for a protein of 95 amino acids. The transcript has a single exon. The record is from RefSeq and is a predicted model, not a curated record.